Molecule: messenger RNA, 1567 nt
Organism: Capra hircus (goat)
Lineage: Eukaryota; Metazoa; Chordata; Mammalia; Artiodactyla; Bovidae
Gene: APOA4
Product: apolipoprotein A4
Exons: 3
Coding region: 268-1410 (380 amino acids)
Biological process (GO): high-density lipoprotein particle assembly; reverse cholesterol transport; cholesterol biosynthetic process
Cellular component (GO): extracellular region; blood microparticle; chylomicron
Molecular function (GO): cholesterol binding; phosphatidylcholine-sterol O-acyltransferase activator activity; phospholipid binding
Source: RefSeq, a predicted model, not a curated record
AGUCUGCCAUCAGCUUCCACGUUGUCCAAGGGUCACCAAAGUCCAAGAGGCCUCCUGGGAAUGUGUCACCUUCCAGCGUGGAGUCACACUGGGGAGGAAGGUGAGGAGGGCAGCCCAGUGAGGAUUUAAAUGUCUGACUGGUUCUGAGCUUCAAUCAGUUCCACCAGCAGUACAGUGAGCUGCCUGCGAACCUCUCCUCUGGCCCCUCUGAAUCCAGGAAGGAUCUGGUGCAGUAAGAGACUCUCCCAGCCCAGCGAGGAGCCCAGGAUGUUCCUGAAGGCUGUGGUCCUGAGCCUGGCCCUGGUGGCUGUCACCGGAGCCGAGGCGGAGGUCAAUGCCGACCAGGUGGCCACUGUGAUUUGGGACUACUUCAGCCAGCUGGGCAACAAUGCCAAGAAGGCGGUGGAACACAUCCAGAAGUCUGAGCUCACCCAGCAGCUCAACACCCUCUUCCAAGAUAAACUUGGGGAAGUGAGCACCUACACGGACGACCUGCAGAAGAAGCUGGUGCCCUUUGCCACGGAACUGCAUGAACGGCUGACUAAGGACUCCGAGAAGCUGAAGGAGGAGAUUCGCAAGGAGCUGGAGGAGCUGCGGGCCCGACUGCUGCCCCACGCCACCGAGGUGAGCCAGAAGAUCGGGGACAACGUGCGCGAGCUGCAGCAGCGCCUGGGACCAUACGCAGAGGAGCUGCGCACCCAGGUCGACACCCAGGCGCAGCAGCUGCGGCGCCAGCUGACGCCCUACGCGGAGCGCAUGGAGACGGUGAUGCGGCAGAACCUGGACCAGCUGCAGGCCUCGCUGGCGCCCUACGCCGAGGAGCUCCAGGCCACGGUCAACCAGCGGGUGGAGGAGCUCAAGGGGCACCUGACGCCCUACGCGGACCAGCUCCAGACCAAGAUCGAGGAGAACGUGGAGGAACUGCGCCGCAGCCUGGCCCCUUAUGCUCAGGACGUCCAGGGGAAGCUCAACCACCAGCUGGAGGGCCUGGCCUUUCAGAUGAAGAAGCAUGCCGAGGAGCUGAAGGCCAAGAUCUCGGCCAAAGCCGAGGAACUGCGGCAGGGGCUGGUGCCCGUGGUCAACAGCGUGCGUGGAAGCCAGCCGGGCAACGCCGAGGGCCUGCAGAAGUCCCUGGCCGAGCUGAGCAGCCGCCUGGACCAGCAGGUGGAGGACUUCCGCCGCACCGUGGGGCCCUAUGGCGAGACCUUCAACAAAGCCAUGGUGCAGCAGUUGGACGCGCUCAGGCAGAAGCUGGGCCCCCUGGCGGGGGACGUGGAAGAUCACCUGAGUUUCCUGGAGAAGGAUCUGAGGGACAAGGUCAGCAGCUUCUUCAACACCCUCAAGGAGAAGGAGAGCCAGGCCCCCGCCCUCCCCGCGCAGGAGGAGAUGCCCGUCCCUUUGGGGGGUUGAGUUGCCCCUGGUGCCCCCGCCCCACCACUGACACCUGCCCUGCCCUGCCCCCUGUCUGUCUGUCUGUUCCAAAGCAGUUCUUGUACAGACCUGCAGAUACAUGUCCAGUGGAAAGUGAUGCUACCUCUCGCUUCUCAAUAAAGUUGCUGAGAAACUA